ACUUCGAACUUUUAAUUAGUAGAUAGUAGGUAGUAGGUAGUAGGAGGCCAAUUGAUAGUGCAAAGCUUUCACUUGUACUUGUGAUGGAACGAUAUUUUUAAAAUUCUAGCCUUAUAACUAUAAUAUAAUUAAUAAUUAUAAUAGACUGGUAUUUCGUAUCAUCGGAUUUUAGUAUUUCGAACUCACAAGGGUAUUUCCAAAACGAAACCAACACAAAAAAAAAAACAUUUAAAAAUUUUAGUAUGAUUUUAAUAUAAUUUUUUUAGUCUCACCCUUUUUUAUAAUUUUUAUAAGAUAAUCUUUUAAUAAUAAGUUAGACUUUAUAAGUAGGCCUAUAAGUUUAUUACUUUUCUUAUCUAUUUACUAAUUAGUAGUCUCAUGCUCCUCAUAAUAGACUGGUGUCUGACAGUGACUAAUUCAAAUUCAGGUUUCCCUGGAAUAAUUGGCUUAAAUUUAAAUCUUAAUAAAUUAAUUUUCUUAAUAAAUAGUAAUAAUAAAAUUAAAAUAAUAUGCCAAUUUAGGCCUAGGUCUAGGCGUUUCUAAAAUAACUGAAAAGUAAAUACAGGGACGUAACUAGUAACAUAGAAAUUGAAAAGUAUAGCUACAAAAAAAAAUUCUUGAUAGAAAAUGACAAAGGUUACAAUAUAAGCCCUAUACUUAUACUAUAGCCUAGUCUAUAGUAUUGUAAAAUUGUAUACAUAGACAUAGUAUAGUUAUAGGCCAAGGCUAUAAUUCAUGAUAAUAAUAGUAGGGCUCUGGACUUGAGUGACCCUAUAAGGUCCCAAUUAUUGGGCCUAUCCAGUUUGUUUAAAAUUUUAGGCUAAGUUAGUUUGCUAUUAAAAAUUAAUUAGUAAUAUAUAAUAUUAUUGUAAGCAUCAGGUUAUGAAAUACCCCUUACAAUUAUUUAAUACAAAUUAGUCAAAUUACAAAUAGGGCCAACCUGGUGGUGUUGAAGUAGAUUAUGCUGUAGGCAUUAUGUGGUCAGGAGUCAGGUGUAAUGAAAAAAAGAUGGAGUUUCUAAGUUUGUGUGAGACUAAUUGACUGACUAAUCUUUUAGGCAAGUUGAAAUAAGGAUUUCAGCCUAUUAUUUAUAACAAACUAUGACUAUAGACUAUAUUAUUAAUCUUUAGACUAAGUUAUUAGUUUGGGGCGUUUUUUACUAAGUAGAUAGUAGGCAUAGGCUUUAACUUCUAAGUGUGCCUAAAUAUUAAUUAAUUUGAGCCUAUGCCCAAUGCCUAUAUCAUUAUAAUUUAUAUUACUAUUAUAUUUUAUAAAAUUCAUUUUAAGUUUAUUAUAUAUACUGAAUUGGUGGGCCCUUACCGUAGAGUUAAUCAGUUACUUUGUAUGCCUUGCCAGCCUAGUCUGAAGGAUGGUUACCGUACUCAGUGGUGUAGCUAGGGUUGUCUCACCUGGUGCGGUCAACUUAUAACUUAUGGUUUCACCCCCAUGCCCCCAACUUCCACGAUGGAUUUCUUCUUUUUAAGAUAAGUCCACAUUAUGAAAAGAACAAUAACAAAUUAAUUGAAGGUCAGGAGGUUAAUGUAUUUGAGAACUGUAACAUGUACUUAGAAUCGUCCGACCACAUCGUAUUUGGUAUCAAAGCUUCUUGUCACGAAAGUUACAGAACACUCAAUCCGCAUUGAAUCAUGGUGUUUUUAUGACUUGUUGAGGUCGUCCAUUAAUUACGUCAACAAUUUUUAAGCAAUUUUCGACCCCCUCCUCCCCCCUUGUCAACAACUGUCAAACUUUCAAUGACCCCCCCAUUUGUUUUUGCAAAAAUUUUCUACCCCCCCCCCCCACACACACACACACAAAAAGAAUUAUAUUAUAUUAUAAAUAAAUUACAAAUACAUUUACUUUGUGCUGAUCUAUUUAAUGACAAUAAAAUUGUAGGAAAAACAUUUCAUUACAUCUUUAGCUUGUUAAUCAACAAGUUAAAAAGUUUUUACACAUAAAUUUUAUAAUGCAGAAUCAAUUGAAAGGUUGUUAAAGACUAAAUAUCAUUGUAUGUGAUGUAAAUAUGAUUAUUGUCAGUAAAGCUGACAAUUAUAGUAUAGUUUCUAGCUGCUAUCAUCUUCCCAAGGAGUAGCCAGGUUUGCUCUAUCGUAACAGAGACAUCAUUUGGGUAGUGCAGGGGGGAUUUGCCCCCACCCCCCUAAUUUUCAGGUUUUAUUUAAAUUGCUAACUAUGUACUGUGGCGCCUCCAGUAAUAAAACAACUCAACAAGCUGACCAAGUUUUGGUUUUGGCCCCCUCCUCCCCUGAAAAAAACAGGAAAUGACACCCCUGAUGGGCAUAGUCUAUUGUAGCUGAUUGAUCAUUUUCAUUUUUAAUAGAGAAAACAUGAUUGUUGACGUCAACUAAUCUAAACCCCCUCCCUCCCCCUUGUCAACAACUGUCAAACAUUUCCAAACCCCCUCCCCCCCACUCCUAUUUUGUUGACGUAAUUAAUAGGCACCUCCUCAUAGGGUCACCUCAUGUCUGACGCAUCAACCUUGAACUUUUAAUACAGAACACAUUUGGAUUGGUUGUGAAAUUUACGUGUGAUUGGAUAUCCAUUUAUGAAAUCCCCCCUUCACUAUGCCACAACCAGUACUUCCCAUAAUUAUUAUGUGAUUAAAUAAUCAAAGGCCCUCUAGGCCUACUGCAAAUUAAAGAAUUGAGGAACUUAUUUUCCCCUUUGCAAGCAAAAGUUCAAAUUUCUUACUCAUAUCAACUGACUAAUUUUUUGCUCUUGAAAGCAGAAUCUUCUUAACUUUUAGUUUUUCCAGUAGGAUUCUUGUCUAAGUAGCCCUAAUUAAUUCAAGGAAACCUUUUAACUAUGAUGUCCAUUCUGUAAGUCUAAUACUAAUAGUUUAAUCCUAGUUGAAUUUGUACAUUAGCCAUUUAUUUAAAUACUUUUGCAGCCAAAGCAACUUUUCUGCAUUCUUUGUUUGAUUAUGGCAUAGCCACAGUAAUCAAGACUAACAUUGCAAACCACCUUUGCAAAUAAUAACUUUGGACUAUUAUUAUUUUCAAUCACUAAAGACAAAAGUCAGGAUAUACUUGAAAAUUUACAAAAUACAGACUUGUAAGUGUGUGAAAGAGGAGAUUCAGAUAUUGUUGAUCUGAAGUUUCCUGAUUAGAGUCAGCCCUUACCGUACUUGAAAGGUGACUCAGAAGUGUAAUAGAAGGGAUAUAACAUUAAUUAGAUUAUGGCUCCCAUACCAGAGGAAAAUCAAGAAAAACCACCCAAUGGAAACAAAGAUGAUUCUGAAAUUAACAAUUUUUCAAAUGUAAACCAAGUAGUUUUUGGAGAUUCAGAUUCAAGUGAUGAAGAGGAAAUUAUCACACCUGGUGGAUACUCACUUCUUCCGCAGGAACCAGACGAUGAUUGGGAGCGACAAGAAGAUGAUGACGACGACGUGGGACAGUUUUUUGAUGAAGAACCAAAUGCUGGAUAUGAAGUUUAUAAUGCACAUUCCUCGUCUCUGAAUUCAGAGGCUGCAUCAGGUGUGCUUUUGGGAGAUGAUAUCCAUAACAAAUGUCUGCCGGACACUGUACUAUCUUCAGAGGCUGGAGUGUCUUCCCCCACUGUGACAGCAGCUAAUGCUUCAUGCCAUCCAUCAUUCCUAUCAAAGUAUCCUGAUGGGAAAAUUCCUUCAUAUAUGCAGGUAGUUUUCCUUACUGGGUUUUAGUUAAUAUUGUGGCUAAAGUAAAUAGACAUUGUGAUUUUUCUUUUCUCAUAUCCUUUUUCAAAUGUAGUAAAACUGUUAUGAAUGAAACUCUUUCAGAUCCCAUCUGUUCCUAAAGAUAAGGAUGGACUUCUAUGGAAUCAGAAAAGACUUGAGCAUGACAAGCUUACAUUAGAUUCAGGUAGGCUUUUAAUUUUUACUGAUUGUACUCUUUGCAAUUAGCUAGUCAGUGCUGAGCUGUUUAAAGCCUGCCAUAAAUCAGCCUCACAAUGUUAUUUAGAAAUUUGAAAGUAAACAACAGCUAAAGUUCUACUAGUUACUGUGGAACAUUUUUUUUUUUAAAUUGUGAAAUAAUUUAAUAGAACCAUAAAAAUAUAUGAUGAUAAAUGGAAAAAAUGGAUUGUUUCAAAAGUUUAUUUUUCUAAUUGUAUAGUCCAAGAGUCAAAGAUUUUGAGGGCAAUGUCUGGAUUCUCAUUACCAUCUGACAGCAUUCCUGACUGGGGUAAAAAUUUACCUGAUGAUCAGUGGCGUGUUCAAAUUUUACACCGUAUUGGCACUGCAUCAAGUUCCAAAAAACAUUACAGUGAAGAGAACAGUGAAAGUGAAGUACAUGUUGAAGUGAAAGCUUCAUCUGAUAAAAGCAGUGAAUGGAUUGCAGAAUUUCCAGACUUUGACCAAGGACAGGAUUAAUUAUUUAAUGAAAUAAAUGGGUGUUGAUGAUCACUAGUUGGUGCAGCCACCAAUUACAUUUUUGAUUUAGUAAUAGUAAUAAGUAAGUAAGUAAGUAAUAGUAAUAAGGCUGUGGUAAAAUUUUAAAAAGAAACUAAUUAAUAAACACCACAUUACAUGAAAAUUAUCAGCAUUUUUAUAAAAUGUGAGUUUAUUGGAACCCUAAGGUUGUUAAAUUAAGCCGUUAAAAUAAUAUUACCGUUACUUCAAUUUUUCUUUAAAAAGUGUUUAUCCUCUGAAUAACAGUAUUCAGUAAAAUCUAAAAUUUACUCUGGAUUUGCUAAGGCCCUGUAAUUUCUUUAUAUUAUUACACAGAGAACAUAUAGUAAAUAUACAUUUUUUGCAACAGCUCGAUGACGCUCAUCUAUAUUAGCUUAUUUAUUUAAAUAACAUGUAAUUAAUUUUGAAGAACAAUUUCUAAUGCACUUUCUGUAAUUUUGUUCGGUCAUUGAUGGAAAAAUAUUAAGAUUAACUUGAACAAAAGUUAUUUAAACUUUUAUUUUAUCAGUACUGUUAAUGAGUGCCCAUUUUGUUAAGUGCUAAAAAAAUCACAAGGUUUUAACGGAAAACCCAUGUCUUGGAUGCACUUUUGGCGGGAAUUGUAAGAUGAUUAAUAAUUAUUAUGUGUAACUCAUUUUUUUGUUGGUUUUUUAAAAUUAGGGUAAAGUUUAAAUAUUUUUUUAAAAAUCUUUAUUUCAGUUAAGUGUGGGAUGCAUAUUUUUAUUUAUUCUAGAAAGAGUUAGGCAAUCAUAUUAAUUCCAUUAUCAAUGUAUUGCCCUAAAUGGUACAGCAUAAACACAAUUCUAUUUCUAAGCCCAUAUUUUGUUUUUCUUAAAAGAUCCUUUUACUUUUUUUAGCUCAUUUAUUUUAAGAACAUUUGUUGAGAUUACACUUGAAGAGUUUCUGUUUCAGCAUUGUUUGAUUAUAACACUGUUAAUAGUAAAAUCUAAAUACUUCAUUUAUUACCAGUAUAUAUAUAAUAAAUAUAUGUUGGUAAAAAUGUUAAAUACUUUCACUAUUUCUGUUAUCAUACUGCAGUGGUUUCCAACCUUUUUUGACUUGCAGAGUCCUUUUUAAAAUCUAUUUCUAUACCUACUACCUUACGUCUUACAAGUUUAUAGGACUUUCCUAAAGUGAACGAGGAGCCCCUGAGACAUCUGUGAGGAGCGCUUAUGGUUCUGAAGAGCACAGGUUGGGAACCAUUGCUGUACUGAAAUAGAAUGAAGUUGCCAAAGGCUGUGAAUAUUUAUAUUUAUAUGCAUCAUAUUGCUCUGGCAUCGGUUAAAUCUCAAAAUAUUAGAAAUGUACUAGCAUUAACUUUUGUACAAUUAUGAUAACACUGCAUUCGUGAAAUCAGGUGCAUGUUAAAUAGUUCACUUAAUAAAUACAUGUCCUCCUGUUUCCAGAACUAUAUUUUAUUCAGGGAUCAUGAAAAGCAAGAAUUUUUUUUUUUAAAUGACUGGUCCAGCUGUCUAGCUUUUACUGUUUACUAAAGAAAUACCGUACUGAAAAUGAUAUUUUUGUUUAAGUAACAUGUAAAGAUAUCAAACUCAUGUUUAGAAGGGAAAAAAUAUAUUUUUUUUUAGCUAUAAAACUUUUUGGAAGUAAUGGAAGAUAUCAUUUGAGUGAACUGGCAUCUUCAUCAUUCAGCAAAGAUCCUUGUUGAUGGUUUGAGGUAUUCAUGACACAUGGUUUGUCAGUGCUACUUAUGUACUAGAUUAAAAACUGCAUGUCUAGUAGGCACACUGGAUAACUUAUGCAUUAAUUUUAUGCAUGCUAUGAUUGGAAUGUUAAAUACAAAACAAUAGCCAAUGUUUUGUGUUAAGCAGUGUUCUACCAAGUGUUUCUAAUGUGUCUCACUAACCAGUUGACAUCUGUCUUUAACUAUAAUUUUUAAUGCUCAUUUAAAUAAGAAAGAAGAUUUAAAGCAAUAAAUAAUUUGUAUGAUUGCAAUAUGAGUAAUUCAUGUAAAUCAAUUUUAGUGAUUGAUUAAACCAAUGAACUUGUGGAUUUGAACAAAUAAAAUUUUCACAUAUG
This is a messenger RNA of Lymnaea stagnalis (great pond snail), 6439 nucleotides long. The record is from the annotation of a GenBank genome assembly. Lineage: Eukaryota; Metazoa; Mollusca; Gastropoda; Lymnaeidae.